This is a messenger RNA of Maylandia zebra (zebra mbuna), 4094 nucleotides long. Its product is annotated as rap guanine nucleotide exchange factor 4. Gene Ontology annotation, biological process: Ras protein signal transduction. Lineage: Eukaryota; Metazoa; Chordata; Actinopteri; Cichliformes; Cichlidae. Gene Ontology annotation, molecular function: guanyl-nucleotide exchange factor activity. Gene Ontology annotation, cellular component: plasma membrane. The record is from RefSeq and is a predicted model, not a curated record.
ACACGCACACACACAGCCGGGGAAGAUGGUCGCGGUGCAGACGUCCCCUAAUUCGUCCCCAUCGGCGGAGUGGAUCUGCUGCCUGGAUAAAAGGCCUGCGGAGCGCUCGGGAGAGGACGUGGAUAUUAUUCUGACCCGACUAAGAGAGGUCAAAGCCUUCCAGAGGUUCCCACCUCCGCUCCUACUGCAGAUCUGUGCCUGUGCCUUUUAUGAAUGCCUGGAGAAAGGCAUCACGUUGUUUCGACAGGGAGACAUUGGCACCAGCUGGUAUGCAGUCCUUUCUGGCUCCCUGGAUGUCAAAGUGUCAGAAACCGCUAACCACCAGGAUGCAGUCACAAUCUGCACGCUGGGGAUUGGGACAGCCUUUGGGGAGUCGAUCCUGGACAACACGCCGCGCCACGCUACCAUUGUCAGCAGAGAGACCAGCGAGCUGCUCCGGAUCGAACAGAGGGAGUUUAAGACUCUCUGGGAGAAGUAUCGUCAGAGCCUGGCUGCACUGUUGGCCCCUCCUUAUGGAGCCAUGGAGAGUGGAUCCAACAAUGACAGACUCACAGACAAAGACAACAUGAAUUCAGACUCUGCAAACAAAGCUCACAACAAGAUCCCCUCAGAGAAGCUGCAGAGAGCUGGAAAGGUUCUCCGCAACGCCAUCCUGUCCAGAGCCCCUCACAUGAUUCGAGACAGGAAGUAUCACCUGAAGACAUACAGACAGUGCUGUGUAGGCACAGAGCUGGUGGACUGGCUGGUGCUGCAGAGCGCCUGUGUGCUCACUCGCUCCCAUGCUGUCGGGAUGUGGCAGGCACUACUAGAAGAAGGGGUGCUAAAUCAUGUGGACCAGGAGCUCGGUUUCUAUGACAAAUACCUCUUCUACCGUUUUCUUGACGAUGAGGAGGAGGACACACCGUUACCUAGUGAGGAGGAGAAGAGGGAAAGUGAGGAAGAGUUGCCGGAGACCAUCCUCUUUCUUGCCCAGAUUGGCCCCGAUGCACUGCUGCGCAUGAUCCUCAGGAAAUCGCCUGGUCAGAGAACAGGCGAUGACCUAGAGAUCAUCUAUGACGAGUUGCUUCACAUCAAGGCCUUAGCUCACCUCUCCAACACUGUGAAGAGGGAACUGGCGAGUGUGGUGAUCUUUGAGUCACAUGCAAAAGCUGGAACUGUGUUGUUUAACCAAGGAGAAGAAGGCACAUCAUGGUACAUCAUCCUGAAGGGCUCCGUUAAUGUGGUUAUCUAUGGAAAGGGUGUGGUGUGUACACUUCACGAGGGUGAUGACUUUGGAAAGUUGGCCCUGGUUACAGAUUCACCUCGGGCUGCAUCCAUCGUCCUGAGAGAGGACAACUGUCACUUCCUGCGUGUGGAUAAGGAAGACUUCAACAGGAUACUCAGGGAUGUGGAAGCUAACACGGUGCGUUUGAAAGAGCACGAUCACCCUGUGCUGGUGUUAGAAAAGAGUCCUCGAGCCUCCACACUGGGAAACAUAAAGUACACUGUGAUAUCAGGAACUCCAGAGAAGAUUCUUGAGCACUUCUUGGAGACGAUGAGGAUGGACAUACAUCACAGUGACCCAGACCCAGCAGUGGAUGAUUUUGUCCUCAUGCACUGUGUCUUCAUGCCCAACAGCCAGCUGUGCCCUCUGCUCCUGUCACAAUACCAUGUGACAUCGCCGCCUGGCUCUGAACAGGAGAGGUUGGAGUAUGCACUCAACAGUAAAAGGAGGGCCCUGAUUAUGACCCUGCGCUGGGCAAACGCACAUACCUACCUGCUACAAGAGGAACCUGCUGCGAUCUUUUUCCUGGAGGAGUUGUAUGGAAGUCUAUCCAAUGACUCCCGUAUGCUGAGAGCUUUGAAAGAUUUGGUACCUGACCUGGAGAAAGUCGUCAAAUUGCACUCCGAAGAGGCCAAAGCAACAAAAAAGAAGACCCUAAUACGACAGUUCAGCAACGGAGAGGAAAGGCUGCAGAAGAAACAGCCAAUUAGAAAUCAAGAUGACAUCCUAUUGAAGGUGUACUGCAGCGAUCACACCUACACUACAAUCAGGAUUCCCGUGGCGGCGACGGGACGAGAAGUGAUCAGUGCCGUGACGGACAAGCUCGGCACUACCGAUGAGCUCCUGCUGGUCCACCUCAGCUCUGCGGGUGAAAAACAAAUCUUGAAGCCAAAUGAUGUAUCGGUGUUUUCUACUUUGAGCAUCAAUGGGAGAUUAUUUGCCUGUCCUCGAGAGCAGCUCAACAGUCUAACUCCUCUUCCAGACCAGGAAGGGCCCACUGCAGGCUCCAUGUCAACUUUUGAGCUGAUGAGCUCCAAGGACUUGGCUUAUCAAAUGACGAUGUUUGACUGGGAGCUCUUCAGCUGUGUUCAUGAGCACGAGCUGCUCUACCACACGUUUGGCUGCCAAAGUUUUAAACGAACUACGGCUAAUCUAGACUUGUUCCUGAGGAGGUUCAACCAGGUCCAGCUGUGGGUCGUCACUGAAGUCUGCCUCUGCGGACAGCUCAGCAAGAGAGUCCAGCUCCUCAAGAAGUUCAUCAAGAUAGCGGCACACUGUCGAGAAUUUAAGAACCUCAAUUCAUUCUUUGCCAUCAUCAUGGGGAUGAGCAACCCUGCUGUGAGCAGACUGAGCCAGACGUGGGAGAAACUUCCCACCAAGUUUAAGAAGUUCUAUGCUGAGUUUGAGAACAUGAUGGACCCAUCAAGGAACCACCGGUCCUACCGACUUACUGUUACCAAACUGGAACCACCGAUUAUCCCCUUUGUGCCACUUCUUCUAAAAGAUAUGACAUUUACACAUGAGGGCAACAAGACAUUCAUUGACAACAUGGUCAAUUUUGAGAAAAUGCGUAUUAUAGCAAACACAAUUCGACAAGUGAGACACUGUAGAAGCCAGCCAUUCAAUCCUGACAUUUGCCAGCCGAACAAGAAUCAAGCGGAGGUCCGGGCUUACGUUAGGAAGCUCUGCGUGAUUGACAACCAGAGGGCGCUGACGCAGCUCUCCUACCGGCUGGAGCCUCGGCGGACAUGAGCUCCAGAUCCUCCACCACGACGCCUUCUCUGUGAUGUUAGCAUAAAAAAAAACGAUAUAAAAUAAAUCAACACAACAGUAGCAAAUCGCAGCAUUCAGUGACUUUAGUGUUAUUAUGGACUAUUAAGGACUGUGCCGUGAAAAGCCUCUUCUCCCUGGACAAACAGAAGCUGUUCAGCUGCUCUCUUGUCGCUGUGUCUCAGUCAACAGGCUGAGGGUUCAUAUCGUACUAAUUAUUACUGUUUGGGACCUGUUAGAUAGAACUGUAAUGUAUAGAACUUGAAUCAAUAUCCUGCAUGACUGAAAUUCGUAGACCUUGUGUUCUAUACAGUGGAUUUCUAUCAGAGUGUCCUGUAAUGUCGUGCUACCCCAAAUGAGCCCUAGUUUACAAUAAAGUACUGUACCUGCCUGUAGAGCAAAUCGUUCUAUCCUGAUGAUCCCACUCAUAGACGCAAAACAGGAAACCCCACAAAUUGUAGUGAUCGAGACUCUUUGUUUACCCUGGUCAAUAUUAAAUCUCAAAGAGCAUACUUACUUUAUAAUCUAAAUAAGUCUAUAAGGACCUUUGAAAAUCUGUAGGAUUUGAUGUCCUUUAGGUAAAUAUCAGUGUCCAUUAAUUAGUUAGACACUUUAAACCUACUUAACAGAGUAUUAGUCAGAUUAAAUCCUUAAUGGUAUUACCGGCAGUGUUCAAAUGGGUCACUGUAGUAUUUAUUGUGAGUUUUAUUUGGAAUUAGGGUGCAGCCAAGCGUAUAAACCAUCCCGGAUAUGUUCUGCUGUCAGUUGCAAUGUCUUAGAUUUGGACUGACUGCAGCUACAGAGUCUAACUUACACUUUGAGGGGAAAAUCUUGUCAUCUCUACCAGUUGUGUUCAAUCCAUGUAAUUUUAUUUUUGUAUAUGUGCAUGUAGAUUUUGAGUGCGUUCUUUACAAGUGUCAUUAAUUUUGCUUUGAUCUCAGGAGCUUUUGCUGUGCUGGUGUGUGUUGAGAACUGCAGCGAGGCUGCCUUUUCCCAAAGCAGCCUCUAACUGUACUCUGUGUAGUCUGCCUUGUAAAUAAAAAUAGCUAAUUUAACAGUU